Molecule: messenger RNA, 3653 nt
Organism: Pseudophryne corroboree (corroboree frog)
Lineage: Eukaryota; Metazoa; Chordata; Amphibia; Anura; Myobatrachidae
Gene: CDC14A
Product: cell division cycle 14A
Exons: 16
Coding region: 176-1747 (523 amino acids)
Biological process (GO): protein dephosphorylation; cilium assembly; microtubule cytoskeleton organization
Cellular component (GO): mitotic spindle; centrosome; cytoplasm
Molecular function (GO): protein tyrosine phosphatase activity; protein tyrosine/serine/threonine phosphatase activity; protein serine/threonine phosphatase activity
Source: RefSeq, a predicted model, not a curated record
AAGGGCUGGGGGGAGAGGCAGAGCAGAGACCCGGGGGGGAGAAAGAGAGAGCGAGAGAGUACGGGAGGAGGGAAACCAUGGGGCAGGGGGAGUAGCCAGAGAGUGUAACGGGACAGCGGCAGGAUCACCGGGGAGGCGAUGCCCGGAGCAGGAGCGCUCUCCCUGUGAGCCGGGGAUGGAGAAUCAGGAGCUGAUCAGCGCAGCGGAGAUUAUCAAGGAUCGCUUGUAUUUCGCAACCUUGAGGAACAAACCAAAAAGUACAGUAAAUACUCACUACUUUUGUACUGAUGAAGAACUUGUCUACGAGAAUUUCUAUGCAGAUUUUGGGCCCCUGAACCUUGCACUGCUGUAUAGAUACUGCUGCAAACUCAACAAGAAGCUCAAGCCCUCUCUGAUGUACAGUCCAUGGCAGUCUUUCAGUUUGUCAAGAAAGAAAAUAGUCCACUACACCAGCUAUGAUCAAAGAAAAAGAGCCAAUGCUGCUUUCCUGAUUGGAGCUUAUGCGGUGAUUUAUUUGAAGAAUAUUCCAGAAGAGGCAUACAGAGCACUCCUAAGUGGUUCAAGUCCACAAUACCUUCCUUUUAGAGAUGCCUCAUUCGGGAACUGCACUUAUAACCUUACUAUAUUGGACUGUCUGCAAGGGAUCCGCAAGGCUCUGCAUCUAGGGUUCUUUAACUUUGAAAGCUUUGAUGUGGAUGAAUAUGAACAUUAUGAGAGGGUGGAAAAUGGAGAUUUCAACUGGAUCGUUCCUGGGAAGUUUCUGGCAUUCAGCGGCCCUCAUCCGAAAAGCAAAAUUGAAAAUGGUUACCCGCUCCACGCACCAGAAGCUUACUUCCCAUAUUUUAGGAAAAACAAUAUCACUGCUGUCAUCCGGCUGAACAAGAAGAUUUACGAUGCCAAGCGGUUUACAGAUGCAGGGUUUGAUCACUACGAUCUGUUCUUCGUGGAUGGCAGCACACCCAGUGAUGGCAUAGUCCGAAGGUUCCUGAACCUUUGUGAAAACACGGACGGAGCUAUUGCUGUUCACUGCAAAGCUGGCUUAGGCAGAACAGGCACCCUGAUCGCGUGUUACAUCAUGAAGCACUACAGGUUCACACACUCGGAGGCUAUAGCAUGGAUCAGAAUAUGCCGACCCGGUUCCAUCAUCGGGCCCCAGCAGCACUUCCUAGAGGAGAAGCAGACCUGGCUUUGGCUGCAGGGAGAUCUCCACAGAAGUAAACAGAAACAGAUUAGACUGGAAGAUGGAACAGUAAACCGUAUCUUAUCUGAAUUUGAGGAUUUAUCUGUGGGCAGCAGACUAAGUCGUCAUCGCAGUUUAGAUAGAUCAGGAGAGAAUAAUUCUGAGGAUGAGUGUGAUCAGAGAAAUGGUUUGACCCAGGGAGACAAACUACGUGCCUUAAAGAGCAGGAGACAGCCGAGGUCGGCUACCACAGGAGCGCUACGGCUGGAUGAAAUGAAAUCACAUCUGAGGUCCACAUCGCAGCCUUUCAGAAUUAUCGCCUCUAAUAGUACACAGGGAUCCAUGUCCCCAUUAAAGUCCUCUCGAGUAUCUGCAUCCACAUCAGCGGUUGCCAAGAGGGUCGGGCAGAGUUCGGGGUUGUCAGGCAGCAAGGUGAAAAGUCCCUUCAGUCUGACACUGCUGAGUUCUAAAGGUAGUCACACUCCUGUCAACCCUUUCUCGGUCAUGAAUCCUUUGCCGUGGAAAAAUGGAGGAGAGACGAAGAGAACGAAUCCAUUAUCCAGAUAAACUCUACCCGCAAACCAGGACAUUUACAGAAACCCAGACAAAGCAUAUCUACUUAUUGUUCACAUAAACUGCUAGACUACUGACUGAUUUUUGCGUAUUAUCAUCUCUGAUGAUUUUUUUUUUGUUAUUUUUAAAAAAUUGGAAUUUUAUAUUGAAUUUAUUUUUUUCUAGAUAUCCAUCAUGAUUUGUAUAUAUAUGGUCUUAAAAUACAAGUUGGUCUUAAAUAUAUAUAUUUUAGAUAGCUAUAACUACAUGUGGAUGUUAUAUUACAGAAUAUAUUUUCACAUUAGAAAUUCUUUGUAACCAAAAAUCAGAAGAUAUAUUUUUCUGUCUAGGAUGAUAUUUUUGUAAUAAUGUUUGCAGUGGCAGAUUGUUUCUUACUGAGAGUGUUCUUGUGCAAACAAAACAUACAAAAUUAAAAUUUGGAUAACCUGAAGUUUAGGACUGUUGCAUAAUUGUUCUGAAAUAUAAACUGCUGGUUUCAGGGGAGGUGGGAGGUUUAUAUGUGCUAUUUAUAUACAGGUUGAGUCUCCCUUAUCCAGUAUUCUAGAAUAUUGUAAUAAUCUGAAAAUUGGAAUAUUACAGGCAGCCAUGACAUCAUCACGUGACCUGACGUCAUGACAUCAUCUAGUAGCCAUGGGGCCAUGGCUAGGCAGCAAUUUUGAUUUGGACUUGGCGUCUGAAUACCCAAGAGUUUAGGAUAUUGGAGACUCAACCGGUACUAAGAUAAUUUUUAUUUUGGAUAUCACAGAUUUAGGCACAUGGGUAACCAGGGUUCUGAUGAUCUAUGGGGUAGAUUCAUCAAAGUUUCUAAAUAUGAAUAAUGCAGGUUUUACUUAUAGUAACCAAUCAGAUUCUAGCUAUUUUUGUAUAGUUCAUUCCAGUAAAUUAUAGCUAGCAGUUAUGUGGUUGCUAAGGGCGAACCUCCAUGUUUGAAUUUUUAGAAGUUUUGAUGUCUACACCAAGAUCUCUGAUGUGCAACAUGGGGGGAGGGACGUAGGUGGUCAUUCCGAGUUGAUCACAGCCAGCAACUUUUUGCUGCUGCUGCGAUCAACUAGUGCACGUCUAUGGGGGAGUGUAUUUUAGCUUAGCAGGGCUGCGAUCGCUUGUGCAGCCCUGCUAAACUAAAAAAAAUUUCAAGCAGAAGUAGACCAGCCCUAUUCCUACUUACCCUGUGCGACGAUCUCUGCAAUGCUGGGGCCGGCUUUAACGUCAGACAUCCGCCCUUCGUUCUGCUGGACACCCCUGCGUUUUACUCCCCACUCCCCGAAAACGGUCUCCAACGCUCCAUAUCCGCCCAGGUACGCCUUCUUUCUGUCAAUCUUCUUUGUAGUCCGCUCUGCGACCGCUUCCUUCGUUAGACGCAACGUAACCGCCAGGCAACGUCGCGCACAUGCAUUGCGGCCGCCGCGCAUGCGCAUCCCGGACCCGUUCGCACCACAGCGAUAAACUGCUGCGUGCGAAAGGGUCGGAAUGACCCCCGUAGUUCGGAAACAUGCUGUUCUUCCCACUUCAUGGCAGCUAAGGUUCUUGGGGGGUUUUUUAUUUUUUUUUUAUUUUUUUUUUAUGACAAAAUUAUUUCUGUCUUAAAAAAAAGCCAGGCUCUGUAUUCAUAACAUUGUAUAAAUUAUGACAUUUUAGCUGGGAACUGCCUAGUUCAAUUAAAUCUAAUGUUUUUGGCUAUAGAAGGUCACAGCACAUUUGGUCCAUUCUUUCCAUGUUAAGUUAUUGAAUUUUGUUUAUUUGCAUCUGCUGUCAUUUGUUUUAAUCUGUAAUUAUUUAUGAUUAGGUGAACACAAAUUACUACCUGUCUCUGAAAAAUUAUUGCCAUACAGUAUAACAUAACACUCAGAUUUUAAGCAUGUUUUUGUGAAAGGAUGUUAUUAAAUCUUUUUCAUUUAAAUAA